Trichoplusia ni (cabbage looper) is the source of this 5115-nucleotide messenger RNA. It is a transcript of the gene unc-13-4A, whose product is annotated as BAI1-associated protein 3. NCBI's taxonomy places the organism in Eukaryota, Metazoa, Arthropoda, Insecta, Lepidoptera, Noctuidae. The record is from RefSeq and is a predicted model, not a curated record. The coding region runs from base 789 to 4622 and encodes 1277 amino acids. The transcript is spliced from 25 exons.
UGUAUCUAAAAAUCGAUCAAUCCAAUUAUUUGAUUUCAUAAAUUUGUAAGUAAAUGUUACUAGUAUCGGUGUUUAAUAUAAUUGCAGUUUUAUAUUAUAAAAGCGAGCGUAACGGCUGCAAGUAGCCACCUUAUUGUAUACAACACAACAACAACAGUUGCAUUUCCUAAACCAAUAAUUGUCUAUAAAUCAAUAAUGCGAUAGAGUUGUAAACAGAAGUUAGUGAUUAAAAGAGGUUUGAGAUCACCUGUCGCGUACACAAUCAACAGGAAGGGGACCCGGGCGAGGCUCGCAGGAGCAUCGAGCAAGCAGAGGACGCCAGUCGCCGCCCAGCCGCCCUUCGCGAGCGUCGCAUCCUCGCGAGCGCGCCUGCACCCCACACACACCGAUCACUUGUCUCGCUUACGCCUGAUCACGUACCAAAUUCGGAUUUUGCAUACUUUACCAUCACAGAACAACAAACAUCUUAUGGAGUAGAGAAUCUUUUUGAUUCGGCGAAAUAAGUUCGAAUAUCGCGUUAAGAACUGGAAUUGAGAUCGUUCGAAGUUUGCUGAGUGCCAACAGAUCGCGAAGGAUUCUCCGUGCCCCAAUAAUGUACUGCGUUUGAGCCCAAGUGAGGUGCACGGAAAUGACCAUCUAGCGACCAGUGUUAUAAAAACGAAACUUUGACGAUUAUGUGAACUUUUUUCGCGCUAAGUACUGAACUUUUAAUGAGUGCUCAUAUAAACUGACUCAAUAGUGUGGUGUGUCAGAUGAGUGUGGUGGAAUAGUGUGGUGCUGUAGUAGCCAUGAGUUUCCUGACGUCGCUGGGUCAGUACGUGGCGGGCGUGGCGGACAGCGUGGCGGGGCUGGCGCUGUCGCCGCGCCGCGCGCCCCCCUCCCGCCACCGCUCCGCCGAGGAGUCGCAGGCGCACCCGCCGCCGCCAUCCACCGCUACCAUGAGAGGUUUCCCUCGAGUGGUGCCAACUGAAGGUGCAUCAGCUCUGAGCGCCCGCCGCCGCACGCUGGACUGCCUGGCCCCCGCACCGCCCCCGCGCCGCGGCGGGUCGUUGCGCGUGCCCCGAAACCCGCCACCACCAGAGAAACCCACCAUGGCGUUUUGCAAACGUCGACUGUCUUGGCCCGAAGUUGACAACUCCGUUAAUUCUGGGGUGCAAGAGACCGACGGAUCAUACUUCGAGAACUUCACGGCUCUCUCUUGGCGUCAUGAGAACCGUCGUCUUGCGGCGCUGCGCCUCGUCGAGGCCCGCUCGGAGCGCGCGCCGCCCGCGCCGCACGACCUCGGCCUGCCCAGCGUGUCUGCCCAGCUGUCACACAAGGAACACGAACAUUUGUACACAGAGGUGCUGUACUGCAUCGAGAACGCGGUGGGCGCGCCAGCCCCGGACGGCCAAUUUGCCGCUUACAAGGAGGAGGUAAUAGAGCAUGCUCGUCGCGCGUUCAGGGUGUCUUCGGAGGUCCAUGCGCGUGCUCUGCGCUCCGCCGGCAGUGAGCGGCCGCCCACCGUCGUACUCGGCUGCACCGUCCUCGAGGCUGAUGGACUUGAGGCCAAAGAUGCCAAUGGGUUCAGUGACCCGUAUUGCAUGCUGGGCAUCCAGCCGGCGUCGCUGCCCGCGUCGCCGCGCGCCUCUGAGGACGAAGGUCGUAAGCACGGGUUCAGGCUGAGCUUCAAGCGGCGCGACGGGCGUCAGCAGCGCGACAGCCUGGGCCGCCUGCCCGCACGCUACAUCAGAGCCACCAGCGUCAGGCCACACACCCUCUCACCCAAAUGGAACGAGACGUUCAAAUUUGACAUCGAUGAUAUUUCAUCGGAUGUACUGCACCUGGACAUUUGGGACCAUGACGACGAGAGCUCGGUGCUGGACGCGGUGUCACGUCUUAACGAAGUACGCGGCGUGCGCGGGCUGGGACGCUUCUUCAAGCAAGUCUGCCAGAGCGCUCGGCAGGGCAGCCAGGAUGAUUUCCUAGGUUGUGUGAACAUUCCAUUGCGGGAGAUCCCAUCAACUGGUGUGGAGGCGUGGUACAAGUUGGAAGCGCGCUCGCAGCGCUCCUCGGUACAGGGCCGUAUUCGGCUGCGCCUCUGGCUCUCUGCCAGGGAGGCUGGCCGGCAUGAUGACGACAACUGGCAACAGGUUCGUCAACACGAGCGUCUGUUUGGCGUCCUGCUUGCAUACGAAGUGGAGAUGAUGCGCGCUGCAGCCGCUGCCGCUGCCGCCGCCGCAGCUGCCGCCGCCGCAGCUGGGGAGCCCGAGCCCACCACCACGACCCCCACGCCGCCGUGGGAGGGUGACCUGUGCGGCGCCGCGCAGACCCUGCUGCACCAGCACGCUAUACAAGGGGACCUCAGCGCACUACAGGCAGCUAUAGCCCGCUUCGCUGCAGCGUGCAGGCUCAACGCCGAUGCUCCACUAGAUCCAAAAUACAUGCAUAAGCUUCUGAUUGAGCUGGAGCGCGCCUGGUGCGCUUGUGAGGCGAUAUCAGGUAGUGGCAGCGGAGACUCAGGGUCGGGAGCGUCACGUGAUGAGGAGCGCUGGCUCGCCGACUGCUUCUGCGAGUUCGUUGACCGCGCACUGCAUCAGCUGCGUCUGCACCGAGACCUGUACCCUGUGCUGCAUCAGUACAGCAUCAACAAGUUGGAAUAUCUGCUGCGGUGCUUGAGUCAGUUAUCUCAAAUGAAGGCGUUCUGGCGAUGCUGCCCCUUCAACAAGGAAAUCAGGAGCGAGAUAGUGACGUCACUCCGUAAAGGCACAUCGGAGUGGUACGAGGCGCUGUGCGGGCAGGACACGCACUCGGAGCGCGGCGAGGACCUCGUCAACCUCAUCACCCUCAUCCAGAUCGACCUGCAGCAGGGACUCACCUACUACCAUCCCCUCUUCGAAACGACCAAUAACGUCCCUUACUUCAGCAUAGUUUUCACGCAAAUAGAUAAAAUGCUAUCAGAGGACGUCAGGCAAUCUGUGGAGCACUGGGUGGUUGAGGGCUGGUGUGGUGUCGUCGAAGAACACAUGUUCGAUGAACAAACUAACACUGUAUGUGUGGUGACUAUGGCGAAGACGUUGCCUUUCGAAGUUCUAUCAGCUGUACGUGAGCUGUGUGCUGCGGCCGCCGUGGCCCCGCAACCGCAGUCACACCCGCAUGCACCGCACGAGGCGCCCCCGCAACUACUCGAUGCUUACCUGUGGUUCGAGCCUUUGAUCGAUCGCUGGCUCGCCGUUACCAAAACGAUGGCCUUGCAGAGAGUUAGAGCUGCCGUCGAACUUGAUCGACCGGUCGAAGGAGAGCAUCUGGUGAAACACAGCACGUCUUCUGUGGAUACCGCGGCUUGCUUGUACCACAUGCGGCUUGUGUGGCGGUCGGUGGGCGGCGCGGAGGAGUGUACGGCCGGUGGCAGCGUGCGGCUGCUGGAGGCGGCCUGCGCCACGGCACUGCACUAUGCUGACCUGGUGCACGGCGCACUCGCCGAUCAGGGCUACUAUGAAAAUCACGGUCAAAACAAAACAACUGAAGAAAUAUGUACAAUCGUGAACAACUUGGAAUAUGUGCGCCGCUCUCUUGCCGAGUACGACGACGAACACAUUGCAAACGAUGACAACGCUCGUCAGCUGGUACGUGGGGCCCUCGGCACUCUGGACGCGCGCUCUCAACGCGCCGCUGCUCCACUCGCCGCACGAACUCGUCCGCCGCUCAGAAAGGCUGUAUUCCAUCUCGCAUGGUCACCUGAUACACUGCCUACUACACAGGCCAUAACUCCUCUCUUGGAGUACUUAGACCAGCACCUGUCAUCGCUGAACACAUGGCUGCUGCCGCGCGCCUUCACCCGCGCGCUGGCCGGCUGCUGGAGCGGAGUGCUGAAGGAGGUAUCCGCCCAGGCUGAUGCCGGCGGUGCCGAGCGCCCGCGCGUCUACCAUCACCGACUGCGGGAGGCUCUCGAUCUGCUGGCUGAAUUCUUCCACGCUGAAGGAAAAGGUCUGCCGAUGUCGGAGGUGCACAAUGCGGAGUGGUUCCGUGUGGAACAAAGGAUGGAGUACCACCAAGCGCCGACGGAGAAACUGCUGGAGCUGUGGCUGGCAGAUAGGCUCGCCGAACAAACUCGCACGCCGCUGCCCUCGCCCUACGGAUCUAUUCUUGUUCGUGUGUACUUCAAUCACGACUCGCUGUGUGUGGAGGUGCUGUCAGCGCGCGACGUGAUCCCCCUCGACCCCAACGGCUUAAGCGACCCAUUUGUAGUGAUCGAACUGCUACCAAAACGACUCUUCCCCAAAGCUCACGAACAAAGCACCAAUGUUCAAAAGAAAACCCUGAAUCCGAUUUGGGAUGAAUGCUUCGAGUUCACGGUCUCCCUGGACGCGUGCCGCUGCAGCGGCGCAGCGCUGGCGCUGUCGGUGUGGGACCGCGACGUGCUUACGGCGGACGACUUCGCGGGCGAGGCCUUCGUGUCCCUGGCCCGCGUGCCCGGGGUCAACAGCCACGCGCCGCCCGACCCGCUGCGCCCCCUCGAACUGCCGCUCAUGCAGCUACAUGAUCGCAAUCACCCGAUCUUACAAAUCCUGGAGUCACGCACCACGGAUAAAUUGGCCAUCGACUUCGUAAAGAAACAAAAGCUAAGAUUCGCCGAGCAGUAAGUCACUAAGGAGUUCAACUAUAUAUUUCUUACUCUGUUCAUUUGUUUUUCUUAUAUUUACGCACAACGUCCAUUAAAAUGUCGACAAUAUAUAAAUUAUUAAAAAGAAUAUUUACGAAAACGUAUUGAUCUCAAUGUAUUUAAAUCAAAAUUCUGUUAUUUACUUACGUACCUAUUUAUUAUGAUUAAGAUGUAAUGACGCCAUCAGUAUUAACAUAUGAAAUAAUACAAAGACUGUGUAAUUCUUCUACUCAUGAGAGAAUAUGUAUGUAUAAACUAUUGUGUACGUGUAAUUUCCAUGCAUUUUAUAUGUGUAUAGAGUUAGUACGCACCCUCGGAGCUUAUGCCCUAGUUGUUAGUCUCUAUUAGAAGUUCCCGACCAAGUACUAUAAGGCUCGUUGUUAACAUUUUCAUAUACGUGCUACUAUCCCACUUGCCUCAUCUUUUACACUAACUUUGCUAUCAAGCACUUUUUGAAUGAAAUAUACGGUGUU